AUGGCGGUGCAUCCCAAGUACCCAAAUCCCCGUAUCAGAGUGAUGGCUUCGGCCGAGCCACCGUCCUUCAUUCACCUUGAUCGCUGCGGCCCAAAGGCGGAGGGAAAACAGCCCGGCGCUUUUGACAAAAACUGCUGCCUGGCUGCGGAGAUAUCGCAAAGCGCGCCUUGCACGACUCGACGAUGCGGUCUCAGAGUCAGUCCCGCUGAAUGUGUUGAGACGGAGAACUGCACAACUGGGCAGAACUGCGAUGCGGAGUGCCAGGCGAGUGCGAGUUGA
Messenger RNA from Chaetomium globosum CBS 148.51, 279 nucleotides. RefSeq lists its product as uncharacterized. The transcript has a single exon. Bases 1 to 279 code for a protein of 92 amino acids. Lineage: Eukaryota; Fungi; Ascomycota; Sordariomycetes; Sordariales; Chaetomiaceae. The record is from RefSeq and is a predicted model, not a curated record.